Molecule: messenger RNA, 603 nt
Organism: Camelus dromedarius (Arabian camel)
Lineage: Eukaryota; Metazoa; Chordata; Mammalia; Artiodactyla; Camelidae
Gene: CIMIP3
Product: ciliary microtubule inner protein 3
Exons: 2
Coding region: 76-414 (112 amino acids)
Source: RefSeq, a predicted model, not a curated record
AAGAGUCCCUGAAAACCUCUGGAGCCCCUGGCCACCAGAAGUUCCAUCUCACCACCAAGGAAGGCCUGGUCAAGGAUGUCCCAGGACUCACAGAAACAGUCAGGACCCAGCCAUGGGCCAAAGACACCAUCAGGCCAAAAGGUGAAAGCUCCACACCGUCUCCUGUCCCUGUCGUGGAAGCAGGAUCGUGAGCAGACUCUGGCGGUGGCCUAUGUGCCGGUGGUGGUGGACCCAAGGGGGCAGAACCCGGACAAGCUCAGGUUCAAUUUCUACACCUCCCAGUACUCCAACUCCCUGAACCCCUUCUACACCUUGCAGAAGCCCACCUGUGGCUACCUGUACCGCCGGGACACUGACCAUACCCGCAAGCGCCUCGACGUGCCUCCUGCCAACCUGGUCUUGUGGCGCUCGUAGGCCUGUGCCAGUCGGAAGCUCUCCGUCCUGCACCCUCACCCUGACGAUCUCAGGCCCCAGGGGGAGGGGCUGCUCACUCUCAGAGGAGCAGAAAGUGCUCAGGCUCCGAUGGCUAUGCCCUGGCCACCAUCAACAAUGGCAAAAGGAGGUCUUGCUUCUCAGCAACAAUUAAAAGUUUGUCCUUCCUUU